GUUUCCUCACUCUCUUAAUCCUCUUCGUCAUAAAUCAUAUAUCUGCGGUAAAUAUAUUCAUAUUCUUGUCUCGUUGGCUUUGAAGCGUUAUCGGCCGUUGGCAUUUUCCCUCUCGGAGAGCCUCAAUCGCCCUCUCGCUCUGAUGAGUCGCUGCUAACUGCCCGCCGCGGCUUGAUUGCGCAGCGGCGGCUAGCAUGCUAAGAAGCUACCGCGCCGAAAGCCGCGGCGCCAUGUUGCCUGGUUGCCAUUUAAUGAUAAAAAUGACGGAAGAUGGCUAAUGUGCUAACCGCGAGCGAGCUAACUGGCUCCAGACCGACAACCCGGAUUAGUCAUCUGACAACCGCUAGCAUGUUAAGUCGCUGGAGAUUGUCGUCUGUGUCUCUCAAUGCGCUUUUAGUGUUGAAAUGAGAUGUGACGCAGACCUCGCGGUUGAAACGCGGCGUGCCAUCGGCGGUUUUGUUUCCGUCGACGAUCGUGUCGGUGAGUCGCGUGACCCUCGCGACGCCUCGAAAGUUGUCAAAGCGCUGGCCGGCGUUGUCAUGUCAAACUCGUCGCAAUGACAUCAUCGCGACGCGGCGGCCGAUUAGCUCAUCAAUUCUUUGAUGUCGGACGCCGCGCUUUGGAAGGCGAUGUCACAGAGAAAGGACGGCGGUCGCGCUUCCCCCGUCUUUGAGGUGCAAACGAGCUUGAGCGGGUGCAUGAUGAUGACGACGACGGAAACGACGACAACAGGACAACAAUGUGCAUUACGUCAGACCUCCAGCCCGACCUCGUCGCAUCACGUUCGGCUCGGGCGUCAGCAAAAAGCCCAAAAUGAAUCAGACCGACGACUUAAAGAUGUUCAAAGGGGUGACCCUGGGCGGGGUCCACACGGUGGAGGACGUCCUCGGCGAGGGCACCUUCGGCGUGGUGGUCAAGUGCCGCAACACCGAGACCAACGCCAUGGUGGCCGUCAAGGUUUUCAAGAACCACCAGAACUCUGUGAACAACGCCAAGGAGGAGAUCUCCGUUCUGAAGCAGCUGUGGCGCCUGGAUCCCGACGAGUGCAACAUCGUGCGCUGGGAGGGCUUCUUCUUCCACAAAGAGAACAUCUGCCUCAAUUUUGAGCUGCUCGACCAGAACCUGCGCGAGUUCAUGCAGCAUCACUGCCCGCUUUCCAUCCAGCAAGUCCGGCCCGUGGUGCACCAAUUGGCCACCGCGCUGUCCCACAUGAGCGGCAUGGGCCUCGUCCACGCCGACAUCAAACCCGAGAACAUCAUGGUCGUGGACCGGCGCCGGCGCCCGCUCAAAGUCAAGCUGGCCGACUUCGGCCUGGCCAAAAACGUCUCGGACAUCGUGCCGGGAGAUUGCGUGCAGACGCUGUGGUACCGGGCGCCCGAAGUCAUUCUGGGGAUUCCCUUCAAUGAGACGGUGGACGUGUGGUCCCUGGGACUGGUCGCCGUGGAGCUCGCCGCCGGCCAGCCGCUGUAUCCCGGGAGGACCGAGUACGACGUUUUGAACUUGGUCGCCAACACUCAGGGACAGCCGGCGGAUCACGUGCUGGACCGCGGAAAGGAAGUGGGUCAGUACUUUGACAAGGAGUGCGACGGGCUACACAGGUGGAAGCUCAAGUCGCCCGAACAGUUCGCCAAGGAGACGGGAUGCCAGCCCAAAGGCGGGAGAUCUCUGCUGCUCAACUCCCUGGAUGAGUUGAAGCUGGUCACGGCGGACGCCGCGGGACAGCGACGCAGCGAGCGGCUCUUUGUCCGGCUGGUGAAGAAGAUGCUGGACCUGGAUCCCAACCUGAGGGUCAACUCCCAAAAGGUUCUGCUGCAUCCUUUCUUCCAUUGCUGCCUUUCUUGCAGCCGCCAGUCCAAGUGCUCCGGGGACAAACGGUCCGACGAGGAGACGCCUUGCCAAGCGGAAGAACUGUCGUCGUCGUCGUCGUCGUCGUCGUCGUUGACGACAUCCCAGAUCGACUCCCUCACUGCCGACGCCCGCCCGACCCCGCACGAUCCCGUCCCCUCGGAGGACCCCAAGAUGCAUGCCAGCAACGGUACCUGCCUGGGAAGGUUAUCCAAAAAGAUUGUCUCCGCCUUGCGGAAAAUCACCAUCGUUUUUGCCAAGAUCAAACUCUGACCCCACCCCACCCCCUUUCCGAAGCACGGUUUAUUCCCGCAACUCUGCUCAGGAUUUCUGAAGGUGAUCUGGAAUUGCCUCCAGUGAGAUGACGGAGGCGGAGCCGCCAGUAGACUUUGCACGAUCUGAUUGGCCGGAUGGAAAAAAUCGCGUCCUAAUUUAAUCCAACUCAGACAUUAGAGCAAACGCAAUCUCGCUCACUCCGGGAUCCGUCCUUGAACCCAAAAGCUGAUCCGUCUUCAGCCUUGUCACGUGUGGGUUGUGACCGGAACCCCCCCACACCCCCCGAUUGCGGCUAGAUUAGCCCAAGCGAGUUUCCUUUGUCGGCUUGCCCUUGCAAAUAAAGUGGGAAGUUCAUUCAUGGGUGAGGGUGUGACAGUCGACUCGGUGGAACGCCGGCACCGGGUUAGGAUUCCUCCCGGGUGCCUCCCUAGCGAGGUAGCGAGAGACGAGGCCCCACAACUUGCUGGAGAGACCCUCUGUGGCCUCACUCCUGGACCGAGUGGCUGAGGAGAAGCAAGCCUUGGCCACGGUU
This is a messenger RNA of Hippocampus comes (tiger tail seahorse), 2653 nucleotides long. RefSeq names its product homeodomain-interacting protein kinase 3-like. Gene Ontology annotation, cellular component: nucleus; cytoplasm. Lineage: Eukaryota; Metazoa; Chordata; Actinopteri; Syngnathiformes; Syngnathidae. Gene Ontology annotation, molecular function: protein tyrosine kinase activity; ATP binding; protein serine/threonine kinase activity. The coding region runs from base 814 to 2118 and encodes 434 amino acids. The record is from RefSeq and is a predicted model, not a curated record. Gene Ontology annotation, biological process: peptidyl-threonine phosphorylation; peptidyl-serine phosphorylation. The transcript has 2 exons.